ACAACUUUUAAUAGGGGUUAAAGAUACAUACUUCUGUAUCAAUAAAUUCCUUUGCAUCAUUAAAAAUUCGGCUUGGAUAUAAAGGGAAUAAAUUAAUCAAAUAUUCAAGCAUUGUAGCGCCUUUCUAUAAAAGUUUAAUUUUUCUUUUUUGUGAAAGAGCGAAGAAGCCAAUCAGGAAACUCUUGCACCAUUGACCAAACCAAUCAGAUCAUCUACAUAAAAUCAACAUUCGUGUUUAUAUGUAGAUGAUAUCGUUGAAUUAAAUGCAGAUGUAUUAAGGCAGGUUAAAAGCAUGUUGUUUGUUAGAAGCGCGAACUCGUAGUUGGAAAAAUUAGCUUAAUUUCGAAAACGUCUUGUUAUAAAAGUGUAAGUCAUGGAGCUCAAGGAUUCGGCUGCGAAUAUGUCAAUGCAUGGGUUUGGAAGGAUAUUCAUUAGCAAAUCGAAGCGAAUACAAUUCGUCUGGUUGGUGAUCAUGAUCUGUAACUUGGUCAUUUUCAAUAUUUGUUUUAUUUCACUGUUGAGAUACUAUCUAAGUAACCCAUCAAUGACAAAAAGUGAAACGGUUAUCACUUCUAAAAUUCGUUUUCCCAGUGUUACGGUUUGUGGGCCUAGCGUCAGCAAACACAAACUGGAACGAUUUGCAGAAGAAUCCAAUAAAACUAUCCAGGUAGAUUUUGACGUCAACAAGAAGUUCCCACACCCCUUUUUCCGCAGUGAAGAAAUAUUACAGAAUUUAUCAACGGUUGAAAACUAUUGGAGAAUUAUACCUGACAUGGAGAGUCUUUUCAUGACAAAUACUUCAGGAUUUUGCACAUUUGCCACUCUAGAGAAAUGCAAUUUCACAAGUGACAUCGGAAGAGUACCAGUAUUUUACAAAGGUGUUUGCAAUAAAGUGAACAUGAACGGAAAAUAUUUUCAGAAAAAACCUGGUUCCUUACAUGGGCUUUCAUUCAUAUUGUUUGUUAAUGUAUCUGACGUUGUUCCAUGGGCAUUGUCAAGCGAAGGCGACUCGGUGUACGUUGAUAUAAAGGAGUUUGACGAGCCUGUAUUUCAUGGUUCAGGUUCUAUACUUGCAUCAGUAGGACAAUUAACACGAAUCGAAAUUAGCAAAACCGUGGUAACCCGGCUCAAAAGUCCCUUCCAUUCGAAUUGCACAAAUGGGGAAAAUAAACCACUGCUGUUUGAGGGAACAUACACAAUUGAAAAUUGUCAUAUUACAUGUGCACUGAACAUGGCACACAAACAAUGUAAAAGCAUUGACUUUCACAGUAAUAUGUUCUUGCCGGAACAUAUGAGAAAAAAUUCAACUAAUAUAAGUGAAGCAGCUGCCUGCAGCACUAGCAUCUACAAUUAUCUGAUCGACACAAACUUUGAAUCAUGUCACUGCCAGUUACCAUGCAUGGAAACAAAGUUCCACAAGACUGUUUCAACCGCAAAAUGGCCGCCUAAAAACGAUCUCCCAGCGUACAAAGCAUUAGCAAGUGCAGCCUUUGGACUUAACAAAAGCGAAGUGACAGAUGAAUUUAUCAGAAAUAACUUCCUUAAGAUCGAUGUAUAUUUUGGUGAAUUGAGCUUCCAAAAGAUCACCGAAGUUGAAGAAUUUACAACCGUCAAGCUCAUAUCUGAUAUUGGUGGACAGAUGGGAAUUUGGUUAGGUGCGUCUGUUUUUUCGGUGGUAGAGCUUCUUUUCUUGCUAUGGCAGUCAAUCAAGUAUUUUGUAAAUAGAAAUAACAUCACCGAGGAACAUCCAGAUAACUAAAGCAUAUCAAAAUCGUGUCUAGCGGUAUCUUAAAGGCAAUCUGUCACGACGUUGAUUGAUCAUAAGAACAAAGGGAUUUUUUAUUUUUUCCAGUCCCCCUUUAAUUUAUCGCAUUGUGAAAAACAUGGCGGAGCGCUGGAAUUGUGUUUAGGCUAUUGUUCCAGCUAUUGUUCUCGUUAACCAAUCCACAACGAGAAAGAUUGCCUUUAAGAAUCAUGGAAUCGCAGUCCUGGAGAGCGCCGUUGUGUUAAAGCAACAUUGGAAAAUUACAAACAAUAACAUGACAACUUUUACAAAGUUAAGAAAGGGUAUGCAAAUGCAUCUAAAUGACAGAUGUGUAAAUAGAUUCGUCAUGUAAUGGCUAUUGUGGUAGAAUUUCGAGUAUCCCUGAUAUUUUCCAUAAUGUGAUAAUAUUCUGACGUUGGAAUUUACUUAAUCUUGACAUUAAUUUGUACAUGUUUUUUUUAAAGUUAGCGUCUCGUGGAAGGGCCGUAUGUUAUGUUAUUUUAUGUUGUUAAUAAUUCGUCGCGUUUUUCCAUCGGUUCUAAGGAGACAUCCGUAAAUAUUAACAAUUAUAUCUGAAGCAUAAAUGCUGCCACCGUAUAUAUUGAAAAAAGCACUAAUUACAAAUUAAUACAAAACUAAAUAACGAAAUCAUCAUGGAAGGUCAUCAAGCGAAAAACUUACCGGCGAAGACAGAUGAAGAAAGUUUAGGGGCUAAUUGACUUCCCGACAAACAAUUUUGCAGCAAACUAAGGAUUUUGUGGAAGAUUUACCGACCAACUCAUGAAGAAUCAGGAGUGUCACAUCCUCCUAUACAAGGAUUUGUGUUUGUUUUUAGUGGAUAAUGUUAGGGAAAGGCCCCGCACACUAUAACAAAGCCCUAAGCAAGUAAAAGAGGGAAAGAGGAAGGAAUUAAAAAGAAAAAGGGGUACGAUCAAGUUUGCUGUUUUUAUCUUUUUCUAAGAAUAUGCUGUACUUUUAGCGUUUUUCACCUUAAUAUUUUUGAGAAGUAGACAAACUUUAAUAAUUGCAAAGUUCCGAUCUGAGUAUUGUGGUUGUCAAUUAGUCGUUAGCGAAUGUAACCUUCAUCUUCCAUUUGAAUUAUAUCUUCAACUAAACCCAAUGUCCAAACAUUUUUAUAAGUAAAACUUUUCACUGGAGAAUAAAACUGUCUGUAACUGCAACCAUUUUCAGUUGCCCAAUAACGAAUAGAUAGAAACAAUCCCUCUUGACUGCCUUAUGUAGAGAAACAAGAGAUAAAAAAGGCAACAUACCUCAUACUGAAGGAAUUUGUCAUCUGCCUUUCAACUGAGCAUAUUCAAGCAAACUGCAAUAGAAAUUUCGCUUUUUCAAAUACCAAAAACAAUAAUUUGCACUGAAAUACAUCCAACAGAACGCCCAAGA
Messenger RNA from Rhopilema esculentum, 3166 nucleotides. NCBI's taxonomy places the organism in Eukaryota, Metazoa, Cnidaria, Scyphozoa, Rhizostomeae, Rhizostomatidae. The record is from RefSeq and is a predicted model, not a curated record.